AUGACCGGGACCAACAAACUGAUGACACCCUUAAUGGGUCCCCCUAGUGGACAAACGGAGGCUCUGCGCUGCAAUGUCUGCAAACGCAAGUUUCUACUCUUUGGAUGCGUUCAGGGAUCAGGUGAAACGACGUGUGGAUGGAGGGAGAGAUGUGUGAACAUUAAAGCUUCUCUUGGUAUGUAUGGAUUUCAAGGACAACUGACAUCAAACUGUGUACUUAUAGUGGGGUUAUCCCAGUACAUUUACCGGCGAGAAGACUGGGAGCCGGUGGCACAGAGCGGGCUGGGGCUGGGUCGCUCCACGUAUCGCUGCCAGCUCUAUCAGAAAUCUUCAGAAAGUGAGAAAGUGGAUGUAUGUUUUUCUAACCAUGCCCCUUUUCUAUCUCUCUCCUCAGGGAAAUUACCUCUCUACUACCGGCUGAACUGCACCUCAGUGCAAAAUUGCGGCAAGGUGAGGGCACCCGACGAAUCUCACCUUACUUAUGACUACACCUGCUGCAACACUGAUUUCUGCAAUUGAGCUGGAGGGGAGGAAGGUUGAGAGGGGUGGGGGUCAGUGUCAGUGAAUCAGUUCAGCUCUUACAUUUGCUGUCUCUCUUCUUCUGCAGUGCAGGGAAGGGGAACAGAUCAUGAGCCUCUUUUUCUGUUUCUUUUAAAAUCCAGAUUUUUUUUUUUUUUUUAAGAUUCAGAGAUAUUUCCAUUCUUCCUGUUGUCUUUAAAGCAGGGAUCAUGUCUCAGAGUGAUGAAGCUUGGGGUAAAAUGCUCCAAAGUGUCACUGUCAGAUGUCUAAUGUGGAGUAUUGGAAACUGUGUUCAAAAUGACAUGCUGUCACUUUGUGUUAGGGGGUUGCCUGGCCCUGCAGCCAGGCUAGGGGGCUCUGAGGGAAACAUGUGAUCUGGGUGUGGUGAGAUGCGCCUCUUUGGUUGUAGCCUGCUUUGUCUCUCUCUGUUUCAGAGUUCUUUUGUGUCUUAUCAUUCAGAAUUCUAAGAAAUCAAUUUGUGUUACGUUGCAACCUUCCAGCAAGAGUAUUUAUGUUCUGAUCCAACUUCUCCAUGUGUAUGCCAUGAAUAUAACACCUAAGUCCCACUAACUUUCCAUUUUACUCAUAAUCAUUUUUCUUAGUUCCAAAGUCAUAGGGCCUUUAGGAAUCCAUGAUCCACUGAAGUCAAUGGGACUGAACUCGUGUAACUGACAGUAGAACCUGGCCAUGUGUCUAUAUUUCUUCUCCAGCUGGUCCUAUUUAUCGAGGUCUAAACUUGGCGGGUCUGAUGCUGUAAUGGCUGCUUAGCACACUGAUCAGAGUCAUCUCGCUGUUGCCUUGUACUCCCCCCAUCUAUUGGUUGUAUCCACUUGUGGUGUCUCCUUCCUAAACUUAGAUGGUAAGUGCUUCAGGGCAGGGCCUGUUAUGUGCGUGUACAACAUCUAGCACAAUGGGACCUGGGCCUCUGACUGGGGCCUCUGGGCACUAGCACAGUAAAAAUAAACAAUAAUAACAACAUGAUCUCUGUAUUAUGACAGGAGGCUAACAGAUUUUUGGAGCUGGAGAGCUUAAAUCAACAAGAAUAUUCCGCUUAAUUUACUGUCUAUUUAGAUUGUGUGCUCAUGAUUUAGGACUAUCUGUUGCUUUGCUUCUGUGUAGUGUGCUGCAAAAUAGGGUCUGGAUCUCAGGUGCUACUGCAAUAUACAUAAUAAUAAUAAUAAUAAUGAUCAUCUUUCAAGGAAGAAAUACACACACCAGC
Messenger RNA from Chelonia mydas (Green sea turtle), 1738 nucleotides. RefSeq lists its product as uncharacterized. The record is from RefSeq and is a predicted model, not a curated record. NCBI's taxonomy places the organism in Eukaryota, Metazoa, Chordata, Testudines, Cheloniidae. The transcript has 5 exons. The coding region runs from base 1 to 519 and encodes 172 amino acids.